Molecule: messenger RNA, 3154 nt
Organism: Morus notabilis
Lineage: Eukaryota; Viridiplantae; Streptophyta; Magnoliopsida; Rosales; Moraceae
Product: pentatricopeptide repeat-containing protein At4g13650
Exons: 1
Coding region: 15-3143 (1042 amino acids)
Biological process (GO): RNA modification
Molecular function (GO): zinc ion binding; RNA binding; protein binding
Source: RefSeq, a predicted model, not a curated record
UACAAUAUAAUGAAAUGAGUCUCCGUCUCAAGUCGUUGAUGGUGUCUUCUUCUUCUCCUCUCAAACUAGUCAAUAAUCAUCGGAUUCUGCAAAACUCUCUGAAAAACUGUUUAGCCACUGAUCGCCACUUUCCUCUUCACUAUGAGUACGAUUUCUUGCGUUUCAUGGAACAACGUGGCGUUCGCGCCAAUUCCCAGACUUAUCUCUACCUUUUGGAAGCCUCUCUCGCUUCUCGCUCCUUCAUACACGUCUCGAAGCUCCAUUGCAGGAUUCUAAAACUGGGGUUCGAUGGAGAAGCUCCAUUGCUUGACAAACUCAUGGAAGUUUAUAUUGCUUUUGGAGAUUUGGAUUCUGCGGUUAAGGUGUUCGACGAAAUGCCUGAGAGAAGUUUAACUUCAUGGAAUAGGAUAAUUCAUGGGUUUGUGGCUAGUACAUUGGUUGCUCAUGUGUUGGGUUUUUAUCAGAAGAUGGUUAUGGAAAAUGCUCAUCCGAAUGAGACCACAUUUGCGGGAGUUUUGAAGGCCUGCGCUAGUUGUAAUGUUGACACCCGCCAUGUCGAACAAGUUCACGCUAGAAUUGUUCGUCAAGGAUUCAGUGCUUCUCCGGUUGUGUGUAAUCCAUUGAUUGAUUUGUAUUCGAAAAGGGGUUCUGUAGAUUCUGCUACAAAGGUCUUCCUUAGCUUGCGUUUGAAGGAUAGUGUUUCUUGGGUGGCAAUGAUUUCCGGGUUGUCUCAAAACGGACGCGAAGAAGAAGCCGUUUCACUCUUCUGUGAAAUGCACUCAUCAGGAACUCCCGCUACUCCAUAUGUGUUCUCAAGCACUUUAAGUGCUUGUACCAAAGUGGAGUUUUUUGGCAUGGGGCAGCAAAUUCAUGGCCUUGUUUUUAAAGGUGGAUUUGCUUCGGAAACCUACGUGUGCAAUGCGCUUUUAACGCUUUAUUCCCGCUUGGGGAAUUUGGUAGCUGCUGAAAAGAUUUUUAGCUCAAUGCAGAACAGGGACGGAGUUUCGUAUAACUCGCUUAUAUCUGGUCUAGCUCAGCGAGGAUAUAGUGUUAAAGCUUUGGAGUUGUUCGAGAAAAUGCAGCUUGACCUUUUAAAACCAGAUUGCGUCACGGUAGCAAGUCUUUUGAGUGCCUGCGCUUUUGUGGGGGCACUCGAGAAAGGAAAACAACUUCACUCGUACGCUAUAAAAUCAGGAAUGUCUUCAGAUAUUAUCCUUGAAGGUUCUCUGCUUGAUCUUUACGUGAAGUGUUCUGAUUUGCGAACUGCACACAAAUUUUUCCUCACAACAAAGAGAGAAAAUGUGGUUCUGUGGAAUGUGAUGCUAGUUGCCUACGGACAAUUGGAGAAUCUCGGAAAAUCAUUCCGGAUUUUUAGGCAGAUGUUGAUAGAGGGUGUUAUUCCUAAUGAUUUCAGUUACCCAAGUAUUUUGAGAACUUGUACUGCGGUUGGAGAGCUUGAUCUAGGAGAGCAGAUUCAUACUCAAGCAAUAAAAACUGGAUUUCAGUUUAAUAUCUAUGUUUGUAGUGUACUUAUUGACAUGUAUGCCAAGCAUGGAAAACUAGAUGUUGCCCUGGGAAUUCUUAGAAGACUAACUGAGGACGAUGUCGUGUCUUGGACUGCUAUGGUUGCAGGGUACACACAGCAUGAUAUGUAUGUUGAAGCUCUGAAACUUUUUGAGGAAUUGGAAUAUCGAGGGAUUCGACCUGACAACAUAGGAUUUGCAAGUGCAAUCACUGCUUGUGCUGGUAUUAAAGCGCUCAAUCAGGGAAGACAGAUUCACGCUCAGUCGUGUGUCUCGGGCUAUUCAAAUGAUCUUUCGAUCAGCAAUGCGCUUGUUAGUCUUUAUGCGAGAUGUGGUAGAAUACAAGACGCUUACCUAGCAUUUGACAACAAUGACGCUAUAGAUAAUAUAUCCUGGAACACGUUAAUAUCCGGGUUUGCACAGAGCGGGUUCUAUGAGGAAGCACUGCAGGUAUAUUCUAGAAUGAACAGUCUCGGAGUUAAGGCUAACUUAUUCACAUUCGGUUCUGCUGUUAGUGCCGUUGCUAAUUUAGCAAAUAUAAAACAAGGGGAACAAAUUCACGCCAUGAUUAUAAAAACUGGGUACAAUUCAGAAACCGAGGCUUCUAAUGUCUUAAUCACGUUGUAUGCAAAAUGUGGAAGAAUUGAUGAUGCCACGAAGGAAUUUUACGAAAUGCCGGAGAAGAAUGAGGUCUCAUGGAAUGCCAUGAUCACUGCCUAUUCUCAACAUGGACUCGGUAUGGAAGCGGUAGAUCUCUUUGAGCAGAUGAAAUGGCACGGUCUGAUGCCAAGCCAUAUCACCUUUGUUGGAGUCUUGUCAGCUUGUAGUCAUGUGGGGCUGGUAAAUGAAGGGCUUGGCUACUUUGAGUCAAUGAGCAAAGAGUAUGGCCUAAUGCCUAAGCCUGAACAUUAUGUUUGUGUUGUCGACCUUCUCGGCCGAGCUGGUUUACUUAGCAAUGCAAAAGACUUUGUAGAGAAAAUGCCUAUAAAACCAGAUGCAAUGGUUUGGAGGACCCUAUUAAGUGCUUGUACAGUUCACAAAAACACGAAAAUUGGAGAGUUUGCUGCUCAUCAUCUACUAGAGUUGGAACCUGAAGAUUCAGCCACUUAUGUUCUUCUGUCGAACAUGUAUGCCGUGGCAGGGAAAUGGGAUUUUCGGGAUCAGACUAGAAGAUUGAUGAAAGAAAGGGGUGUGAAAAAAGAGCCCGGUCAGAGCUGGAUUGAGGUUAAGAACUCGUUUCAUGCCUUCUUUGUUGGCGAUCGGCUUCACCCACUUGCGGAUAAGAUUUACGAGUUUCUAGCAGAUUUGAACACCCGGGCAGGUGAAAUCGGUUAUGUUCAGGAACGUUAUAGCCUGUUGAAUGAAGAUGAACAAGAGCAGAAGGAUCCCACUGCGUAUAUUCACAGCGAGAAACUUGCAAUUGCUUUUGGACUACUUAGCUUAACUAAUAAUAGUAAUAAGCGUCCCAUACGUGUGAUUAAGAAUCUGCGAAUCUGUAAAGAUUGCCAUAAUUGGGUUAAGUACGUAUCAAGAAUCUGUAAUCGAGGUAUUGUAGUACGUGAUGCAUAUCGUUUUCAUCAUUUUGAAGGCGGUUUCUGUUCAUGUAGAGAUUAUUGGUAAGUAAUUCACAU